Messenger RNA from Anthostomella pinea, 1434 nucleotides. The record is from the annotation of a GenBank genome assembly. NCBI's taxonomy places the organism in Eukaryota, Fungi, Ascomycota, Sordariomycetes, Xylariales, Xylariaceae.
AUGCUGAAUUACUUCACCACCAAGGUGAAGAAACAGCGCGCGGACAGGGCCAGCGAGGACAAGGCCGACAAGCAGCAACUCGACAAGGAGAAGGCCGUCGCCUCGAAGCUCGCAAAGUCCGAAGCGGCGCUCAAGUUACCAGAGCGGCGCUCCACCUCACCAAAGGUCAUCUCGAAGCCCGAGGCUCCUGCGCCCCGAGGCCCAGAAGGAGCUCCAACCAAUGCCGACCAAGAAGAUGCCGAUCUUCAGCGAGCCUUGGCCGAGUCAGCCGCCGCGUCUGGUAUUCAGCCCCAAGGCACACCCAUUCUCGACCGCGAAGACGAGCGGUUCCUGGAGAGCCUGACCUCAUCCGAGUUAGUCCCCUCUCUUGGCGAGGACGACAAUGAGACCCCACCGCCCCUGCCCCCUCGCGUGAAGACGCCUGUCUUCGAUAUAGACAGCGAUGUCUCUAGCAUCGCGAGCAUGGAAGAGGAGAAACCCGAUGUGAAGGGCAAGGGCAAAGAGCAGGCCACUACCGACAACAACUUGAAGCCAGCGCCCAAGCGCUUCUCCUUCGUAACGAACCUCUCACGCAACAUAUCGAUGCGGCGCAAGCCCAGCUCCGCCAACAAGACGGCCAGCCUCGAGCCCUCGUCGCACCUUGCAGUCCCCAAUCAGGAAAUUCAGAAAGAAGAGACGGAUAUCACGCGCGUGCUCGACGACCUCGGCCUCUCGGCGCAGAACAACAAGACCUUCUCGCUGUCCAAGGAGUCGGCCGAGAUGGUGCAGAAGUUCACGCAGGUGCUCAAGGACCUCGUCAACGGCGUGCCGACCGCGUACGGCGACCUCGUCGCCCUGAUCGACGACCGCGACGGCAUCAUCGCCCGCAACUACGAGAAGCUCCCCAAGAGCCUCAAGAAGCUCGUCACGCAGCUGCCCGACAAGCUGACCUCAUCCUUGGCGCCGGAGCUGCUCGCCGUCGCGGCCGAGGCGCAGGGCCUCAGUACUGCCUCCACGGAGGGCGGCAAGGCGGGCCUGAAGGGCGCGGCUAAGAAUUUCCUCACGCCUAAGAAUAUGAAGGAAAUUAUUACCAAGCCAGGCGCCAUCGCAGGCUUGCUUAAGGGCAUCGUCAACGCGCUCAAGACGCGUUGGCCCGCGUUCAUAGGUACCAAUGUCCUGUGGAGCGUCGCCGUCUUCCUGCUGCUGUCGGCGCUAUGGUACUGCUAUAAGCGCGGCCGCGAGGAGCGGCUCGAUGGCGAGGCGGCCGCCGCGGCUGGCUCGCCCAUCGAUGCGGGUGACCGUGUCGAGGAGCUGCCCGACGACCCGCUAUUGCCGGCACCGGAGUCUGGUGCUGCCGCGAAGAAGCCCUGGGAGGACGAGGGCGAGAAGAGUACGCAAGGCGUCAAGUUGCCGCCUCCUCCUGUUGGCGAACAUGCGGUGCCCUCGGCGAAGUAG